AUGUUACAAAACAGUCAACGAUCGACAGCGAAAUUCAUGGCCAAAACCAUGUCCUCAACGCGCACCUCGUUUUUGGCCAUUGUGGUUUGCUUAGUGGCGCUGUUGGCGGGCAGUGCGCAAGCGCAACGUACUCCGACGAUCUCAUACGUUACACAAGAACAAAUUAAGGAUAUUGGCGGCACGGUCGAAUUCGAUUGUUCGGUACAGUACGCGAGCGACUAUCAAGUACUGUGGUCAAAGACUGAUGUCGACCCCGUCUUCCUCUCGACCGGCUCAACGUUGGUGAUCAAAGAUUCACGAUUCUCACUUCGUUAUGAUCCGAAUUCAUCGACAUAUAAACUGCAAAUCAAGGACAUCCAGGAGACCGAUGCAGGCACAUACACCUGUCAAGUGGUAAUUUCCGUUGUACACAAAGUCAGCGCCAAUGUGAAGCUCUCCGUACGGCGUCCACCCGUCAUCUCCGAUAAUUCCACACAAUCGAUUGUGGCGAGCGAAGGCAGUGAAGUGCAGAUGGAAUGCUAUGCCAGCGGGUAUCCAACGCCUACAAUUACUUGGCGUCGCGAGAACAAUGCCAUUCUACCAACAGAUAGUGCAACAUACGUGGGCAACAUACUGAAGAUUAAGUCGGUCAAGAAGGAGGAUCGCGGCACUUACUAUUGCGUCGCCGACAAUGGGGUGAGCAAGGGUGACCGUCGCAACAUCAAUGUGGAAGUCGAAUUCGCACCUGUCAUCACUGUGCCACGGCCACGUUUGGGACAGGCUCUGCAAUAUGACAUGGAUUUGGAAUGCCACAUCGAAGCUUAUCCACCACCGGCCAUUGUCUGGCUAAAGGAUGACAUUCAACUGUCGAACAACCAGCACUAUAGUAUCUCGCACUUUGCCACCGCUGACGAGUACUCCGACUCUACAUUGCGUGUGAUCACCAUCGAGAAACGACAAUAUGGCGACUACGUUUGCAAGGCCGUAAACAAACUGGGACAGGCCGAGGCGCGCGUCAAUCUCUUCGAAACGGUGAUCCCAGUGUGUCCACCAGCUUGCGGACAGGCUUAUUAUGGCGGCGCUGAACAUUUGGCGACUACCACAUUUGUAUUUUUCUCGAUGGUCGGAGUGGCGCUCUUUGCAAGAUAAACGGAAGAGUGUAUGGUAUGCACACUGAGUAGGCGUGUUCGAAGAGCAGGAGACAUUAUGAAAAACGAAAAGCGAUGAAAGACGAGAUGAAAGCUGGUAAUGCAGCAAAUUAAAAGCGUUUAGACUUAAAAACAAAACUAUCGAGAUACAAACAUACACACAUUAUAUAUGUAUAUUCAUGCAUAUAGCUAAAAGAAAAUCAGUCGAAUCCAUAUUAUAAUAAUUUAAACUGAAAAAUGAAAAACCAACAUCGGUGAAUUUAAAAACGAAAUAAAUUCGAAUCAAUAAACACAGGCGUUUGAGUUAUUAGCGAAGCGACACAAGCUUUAAUAAAAAUCAUUCCAGCAGUCUUAAGUACGCGUCGUGUCGUAAUUAACCUUUUACUUUAAUUUAAUAAGCGUCGCAAAUAUUCGACAGUUUGUUCUUUCGUUUUCUUUCUUUGUCGAUCUAAGUAAGUAAGUCAUUUGUUGUAAAGUUGCUAAAACGAGAAAACGUCCAUUUUAGUUAAGUGCUCUAUGAUUUGUUGUUUUCUUUUCUCCUCUCUUUAUUUUAUAUUGAAACUAUGUGCAUACAUACAUACAUACAUACAUAUAUAUGUAGAUAAAGGAAGCAUGCUCAAAAUAUACAUAUAUGUAUGUAGUAUGUAGUAUUGGCAUUUGUUUGAAGAAGGUAUACGUAGACAACGCUCUGAAACUCCCUAUAAUCACAAAUAUUUUAUUGUAUGUACUCUGUAUCUUAUGGUUAUUUUGGUACACACGCCACCAAAACCCCGUCCGUAACUAUGAAACAUCUCGAUUAUUUCACUCGAAAACAUCACUCAAUAGUCUAAUACCUACUCACUCAAAACUAUAUAUAAUCAAUUAGCAUCACAUUUGGACUCGUUCUGCUUAUGUCAAAAUUUCUAUGAAAUAUCCGUGUCUAAUAGUUUACAGAAAAUAUUUAUAAUAUAAUUUCGAUUGAACAUGUCAUUUUAAACAUUUAAUUAAAACAAGUAAUUUAUAAGAAUAAAAAAGAUGUAAAAGUUGAGUAAGGUUUUUAUAUAAAAUAAUAUAUUCUAUCAUACCGCUCUGUAAAUCAUAAGUUUUUUUUAUAAGUAAAACGAAUAAGUUUUUAUAUUAAAUACAUUGUAUGUGAAUAACAUUUAUGUAUGUAUGUGACUACGAACCCAUUUCAUAUCGGGUGUAAAUAAAAAGUAAACAAAUUAACUUACAUUUAGAACGUAUACCAAUUCAAUUAUAAAUGAUAAACAAAUGAAAUGUAAUAAUACUGUGUGACAAACCAAUAGAAUAAACUGAAUUAAUUAUAAAUGUA
Molecule: messenger RNA, 2439 nt
Organism: Zeugodacus cucurbitae (melon fly)
Lineage: Eukaryota; Metazoa; Arthropoda; Insecta; Diptera; Tephritidae
Gene: Lac
Product: lachesin
Exons: 2
Coding region: 1-1128 (375 amino acids)
Cellular component (GO): neuron projection
Source: RefSeq, a predicted model, not a curated record